Trypanosoma grayi is the source of this 411-nucleotide messenger RNA. RefSeq names its product putative Ion transporter channel. The transcript has a single exon. Bases 1 to 411 code for a protein of 136 amino acids. NCBI's taxonomy places the organism in Eukaryota, Euglenozoa, Kinetoplastea, Trypanosomatida, Trypanosomatidae. The record is from RefSeq and is a predicted model, not a curated record.
AUGAUGGGCCGCUGCUUCUCCAGCAAUAUGCUGCAAACCAUCUUCAUCCAUGCCCACCGCGACCACCGCAUCAUGCAGUUCUUCGAGAUGGUGCUGUGCCUCGAGACCAACGGUGACUACUUCGACGUGGAUGCGUGGAUGAACCGCAAGAAGAAGUCUCCGACUCUCUUUCAGGUGUGCGGCAAUCAGCUGCUGCACUUCCAGACAUUCGGCGACGCCUUCUCGUUCCUGCUGUCGCGGCGCUCGUGGGUGGUGAUCGGCGUCUUCCGUCAGUUCCCCAAGUCGGAGGGCCUGCCAGGGUUGCCGCGGUAUUUCAUCACGAACCCACCGACCGAAAUGCCGCUCCGCGCUGACGACGUGAUGUACGCACUCUCACUUUCCUCUGCCACAGGCGAAAAAACUGGACCCUAA